AUGUCCUCCUUAUUGAGCAUUAUGGGCUUUGCCUUGGCUAUUGCUCCAUUUGUUUUCGCUGGGUUUGAUCCUAGCUCGUCUUCAAACAUUGCAGUAUACUGGGGACAAAACUCGUAUGGUCAGGGUAGCGGCUCCUUUGCUCAGCAGAAUCUUGCCUACUACUGCUCUAAUACUGAUAUUGAUGUUAUCCCUGUUGCAUUCAUGAACGGCAUAACUCCUCCUAUUACAAACUUUGCCAACGCGGGAGAUAAAUGCACCACUUUCCCUGACAACCCAAAUCUCCUUAACUGUACUCAGAUUUCGAAUGACAUCAAGACCUGCCAAAAGACCUAUGGCAAAACAAUCCUCCUAUCGCUCGGAGGCGCCACGUAUACCCAAGGAGGAUGGUCUUCAGCUACGGAUGCUCAAAAUGCCGCACAAACAGUGUGGAAUAUGUUCGGACCCUUGACGGGUACCGGAAUUGACCGUCCUUUUGGAGACGCUGUCGUUGAUGGCUUUGAUUUCGAUUUUGAGUCAACAGUCAGCAAUCUUCCGGCAUUCGGUGCUAAGCUUCGCAGCCUAAUGGAUGCCGCUAGUGGGAAGAAAUAUUACCUUUCUGCUGCACCCCAAUGUGUUUUCCCCGAUGCUGCUGAUGGUACAACACUGGACGCCGUUGCUUUUGAUCUUGUCCUAGUGCAGUUCUACAAUAACUGGUGUCAAACGUCGAAUUUCCAAGUGGGAUCUUCUACUCAGCCCGCUUUCAACUUUGAUGUGUGGGAUAGCUGGGCCAAGAGCAGCAAAAACCCCAACGUGAAGGUCUUUUUAGGCAUUCCAGCUAACACUGGCGCUGCUGGUGCUGGUUAUACCAGUGGGUCCCAGCUCAAGGCUGCUAUCGCUUAUUCUAAGCAGUAUAGCAAUUUUGGGGGAGUCAUGAUGUGGGAUAUGUCGCAGCUUUACGCAAAUAGCGGGUUCCUCGAUCAGGUUGUCAGUGGUCUCAGUGUCUAG
Messenger RNA from Penicillium samsonianum, 984 nucleotides. RefSeq names its product glycoside hydrolase family 18 protein. Gene Ontology annotation, cellular component: extracellular region. Bases 1 to 984 code for a protein of 327 amino acids. Gene Ontology annotation, biological process: carbohydrate metabolic process. Gene Ontology annotation, molecular function: chitinase activity. The record is from RefSeq and is a predicted model, not a curated record. The transcript has 5 exons. Lineage: Eukaryota; Fungi; Ascomycota; Eurotiomycetes; Eurotiales; Aspergillaceae.